GUUCUCUUCUCGAUUUUCUCUUUUUCCAAACACCCACCUUCUAUCGCUGAAGAAAGGCAAAUGGCCGAGCAUUUCACCGACGAUCAGAUCUCCGAAUUCAGGGAGGCCUUCAGCCUCUUUGACAAGGACGGCAAUGGUUAUAUUUCAACCAAGGAGCUGGGGACUGUGAUGAGAUCCCUGGAGCAGAACCCAACUGAAGCAGAGCUCCAGGACAUGAUUAAUGAGGCCGAUGAAGAUAUGAGCGGAACCGUUGACUUCCCAGAGUUCCUUAACCUGUUGGCCAGGAAAAUGAAGGAUACUAAAAUGGAGGAAGAGCUUAAGGAGGCUUUCAGAGUUUUUGACAAGGACCAGAAUGGCUUCAUCUCUGCUGAUGAGCUUCGCCAGCUGAUGACAAACCUUGGUGAGAAGCUGACAGAUGAGGAAGUAGAUGAGAUGAUCCGCGAGGCUGACGUAGAUGGUGACAGUCAGAUUAACUAUGCGGAGUUCGUCAAAGUCAUGAUGGCCAAGUAAGGACACCAUCUUCCAUAAGCAAGCUCCAAAAAAGCAUAAAAACUAAAAGGAGUUGCAGGGCAGAUAAGUUUGCUAAGAUUUCUAUUUCUAAUUAGGACAAAUUCGUUUUCAAUAGAACACAGAUUUUUGUUUAUUCCAAUAUCAGAAAAUUUUUUCAUGUUAUUUGCUAAAAGCAUGCCUUAGAUUUUGAGUGGUAUUAUAAAAAUCAAUCUUGAAAACAAAAUAAAUAAAGAUGGCUAGAAAUUGGACGGCUCUUGCUUUUACUCUGUUCAUAAGAAUCCAAUUCUCCCCUAUUGUCUUGGUCAAACAGAGAUUAUCUUAAUUAUUGAUAAUUCCAUGGUGGGAAUUUGGGAAUGGGAAAUGUUAUUGGGAGAACCUUUUGUUUUAUUUUUUGUAUAAUAUAAUGUUAAAAUGAUUAAUUUUUUUAAUUCAUAUGAAAUUUGUGAUAUUAAUAAUAUUAAAUAUAUUUAUUUAUUUAAUAAUAUGUGAAAGGUAUAUAAAAAGAUAGAACUCCCUUUUGCCAAUCGUUAAGGUUUCCUUUAUUCUUUGGGGUCAAAGCAAGUUAUUCCCAUAUCUAAUCCCUUUAGAGAAUAUUUUGUUUUGGUAUUGCAUCCUUCUUGAGAAUUUUAUAGAUUGGGAUUUGGGAUUUGAGAUGAGAUGCUACAGAAUAGAAUAUGUAUGUCCUUUUACUGGGUCUCUGAGUCUGUGUUUAAGCCCAUUAUCUAACUAUUCAUUACUGACAUGUAUCAUGUGGCCCACGGCUCACUCUGUCCUUUAAUUUUUGUAUCCCAUUUUUGUUCCUGUAUAUAUAAAUAUAUAUACAUGUCUUUU
This is a messenger RNA of Rubroshorea leprosula, 1341 nucleotides long. The record is from the annotation of a GenBank genome assembly. Lineage: Eukaryota; Viridiplantae; Streptophyta; Magnoliopsida; Malvales; Dipterocarpaceae.